UACUGGGAGCCCGUGCACGGCCCGUCGCCUGAGACCCGUCCCCUCCUCCGCAGAACUCACCCGUGGAAGGGGUUGCAGCCCACCAUCCGUCCCGCUACCCUCACUUCCCGGCUCGAGAAGUCGUUUCGCGGCCACAGUGUGCACAUCCCCUUUGGACCCCGGGUGUAUGUGUAUGUGCGCACCACCGGGUGGCAACCUGUUACUUGGACCCUAACACGAGCGCGAUGAAGACUUUGUGAACUGUGCCGUAACUCGCCACGACUAUCGGCUCCACGGAUUGUAAGCUGCGGGUGCUACAGGACAGCACUGUGAACUUUGUGCAACGAUCUUCCAACGAGAAAGGAAACAGGCUGGGAUGUUUGGUUGUUGCAAAUUUGUUCAGACAAAAACAAAAAAGAAUACUUGCCGCUAGUGUCGCGAGAAGGAGGCCCACUGACUCCUACGCAGUUCUUCUAAAUUUCUGCCGAACUUCGGACACACUAAUCGAGACCUCGUUGCCAUUCCCAGUGCAAGCUCAAUCGAACCUGUAAUAGCUGUGUGCGGAUCGUGAACUACUGUUCUGUUGUUAGCGCAUCGGCUGUAUAAGAAACGUUCUGUGGGUUUGCCAUUCCUCCACGUUCGUCGAUCCGCGAACUUAACGGAAGGAGCUCAGCAGGGAACGUUGUGCAAUCUCAAGUUGUGGUACAGUCUGUUAUUUUUUUUUCUUCGUUUUUCGCGUAUCCUGGACAGAGCGAACGUUUUGUAAAAUAACUAAGGGGAAACGCUGCUCCUUAAGAAAACAAGGGGCAGAGAGAGAAAAAAAAGAACAACAAGGCUAUUUCAGGCGGCGAACUGAGCACUGGGCGGAUCGCACGUUUUGUGGUAACUCGCUUCCGGCGGCGGGCACCCAAGUGAGCUGUCCUCCCCGAGGAGCGCAAUCGUCCCAGCGGCGGCGAACUCCGAUGGCGGGCAGGCCGGACGACCGGCUGACAGCGACCCCCGUCUGAUGCCGACGCCGUAGUGCCAUGGAACGUGGGCGCCGCAUCUUCGGAAUCAUGGGCAAACGGGCCAGCAAGCUCACCAAGGACGAGAUCCGGGAACUCGAGGAGUCCACCUACUUUGACGCAAAGCAGCUACGAAAAUGGCACCAGGAAUUCUUAAAGGACUGUCCAAGUGGCUUCAUGACCAAGUCGGAGUUCCGAAAAAUAUACGGGCAGUUCUUUCCGUGCGGAGAUCCCACCAAGUUCGUCGAUUAUAUCUUCAACGUAUUCGACGAAGACAAGAAUGGCGUUAUCACCUUCAAGGAGUUCAUCCGAGCCAUUUCCAUCACAACAAAAGGCAACAUCGACGAAAAACUCAAUUGGGCCUUCAACCUGUACGACCUGGACAACGACGGGUUCGUGACGCGGUCCGAGAUGCUGGACAUCGUGACGGCCAUCUACGUGCUGCACGGCAAGGCGGGACCCGCCGACUCGGAGGCCGCCGGCGCGGAUAACCCGCGCAAGAGGGUCGACCAGCUCUUCGCAAAACUGGACACCGACGCUGACGCCCGCAUCAGCCGCGAGGAGUUCUGCGAGGGUUUCAAGACGGACCCCUGGAUCCGGCGCGCCCUGCUCAACGCCGUCUCCAUGCCGGACCAGCCCAAGAGCCUGCGCAGCUUCUCGACCGCCUCCUCUGAAUGACCCGCCACGGUGGCUCGUCCGCCUCCGCAUGGCGGGCCGGGGUCCCGAUCGGCCGUCCCGGCUGCGCACGGCCACCGCGGCUGCGACCGGCGUAGACAGCGCCGAGUCUGGCCCAGCGCCCAGCACGUGGUCGCGGCCUCGGCACAACACCACCGGCGUACGGCAGCGGGCUCUGCGUCUGCCGGCGCCGGCGACCAGGAGCGCCGAGGAAGCACUGCCGCGCCGUCGGGUUUGGCCGCUACUGUUGCGGCGGGACCCGGUCGCUGCGGGGGAUUCACCCGCUCUUCGGCCACGUCUUUCUCGUCGGGCCGCGGAUCCCUCUGCAGCGGUGACGGAACAGCCGCAUUCGAAAGGGGUCUCGAGAUACGGCGCGCUUCGUCGUCGGCGUCCAGCCACCGGCUGCUGGCGGCCCCUGCAUCGUGCGCGCGGCGGCCCCGCGUUUCGUGGUCGCCGGAGACAUGGACGCAGCAGCCGGACGUGCCACCUGUCACGCGCAAGCUCUCCCUCAACCCGAAGCUGGUGUUUGUGCGAAGCGCCGAAGACGAGGCCUCUCGGCGGAGGCGGCGGCGCAGCCACUCGGCUGCCAAGGCACUGUCGUACGCCGGCACAGAUGGGUGCCCCAACUUCGGGGCACCCCUUCUUCGAUACCCGUAGGUGCUAGCGCCGCGGCAAAUUGGUCUGAGACUGUCUUCUUCGUCGCCGCCGGAUCAAAGACAUAAAAAAAUCUUCCGUAAGGAUCAACGGUUUCGAUACUGUUCAGCCCACUAUUAUCGAAUUUAUCGGCUAUCAAGUAUAAAUCAAUAUUAUUGCGUGCUUAGAGCAUUGGGAAAAGACACAUGAGUAACAUGUCGCAGGCAUGGUGGUGUACUUUCCUCCGGUGUGUCCCGGCGGCUUCACAGGCUAUGCAGGACGUGGCAGCGACGCUCUCUUUGCUGCCGGUUCAACGAGAAGGCCGCGAACGAACUGGAAUAUCGCUGGCAUACCUAGCUGAAUUUCCGAAUUGGAAGACACGAAAAGCAACGAACAUUUUUGACAUUCCCGGGGCGGUUUAUUGCUUAGUUCGCACCCAUUGACUUAAAUGUAAGCAAGGUUACAGCAGUGAGUGGUACCAACAGACAUCACAGCACCACCGAGAUAUCGAGUUGGUGUUUGAUAUCAGUACCUUCUCAGGGAUCAAAUAACUCUGACAACAAUAAACGUCAGAAGGACCAUUGAAAGCAAAACAUUAGUCUCAGACCAACAUGUCGCGCGGCCAGCAGCGCAAGAGGACUCGUUGUGCGCUGUUUGUGUUUGCACGCUGUAGUGAGCCCAAAUCGCAUCGACCAAGCCUCGUCACCUGUGUACUGUACGGCAGCCAAGCGAUGCCUUUCGGCUUGUACGGAUAGAAAAGUGAAAGGGAUACGAAUAUGAGAUGGCCAGUGGCCCCUCUUGUCGACUUGAAGAUGUGGGAACGCAGCUCUUUGACAUGCCUGGAUUGUCGCACUAUCUGCAGCAGACAGCGCUAUCAGCCCUGCUUUUGCCGGGAACGGCAUGACGGAGCCUACCAAUGAAACCUUCGAGGUUAAUACCUUCGUGUGUUGCGCUGGUUGCCUUAGCGACAUCGCGAACUACGGAUGGGCUCUAAUUGCGAACAGGCAAUCCGACCUUAUCAAAUGCUACUAAUUGCACGCGAUGUAUGCUGUGGAGUGCAGAUGUCUAUCGGUUAGAUAGGUUCGCAUGCAAAGAGUGCCGGACGAAGACGAGCUCGAGGCCUGGUGAGGAGGAUGAGUGAUGGAGUAAGGAGCGCUUGCUCAGUCAAGCGCAUCACCUAUUCGCAUUGAUUCCCAAAGGCUGCGACUCCUGUCUUCGCUCAGUGUAGCUAGCUAGGUCACGUCUAACUGUUGCCCGCAUAGAAGCAUUUUCAGGGUUCAGCACAUAAUCAAUUCGUGUUGGGCAUCUACAAUGACAGCUACUAUAUGAAACAACUUGAUAGCAAUAAAUCAAUGUUAAAUACAGAUGAAGUAAAUAUGAGCUUGGUGGCUGCGAACGUAUACUUUCCUGCGACAAACGUGCUUAUAAAUGUGAACAUUUCCGGGCCAAAAAAUUCAAAAUUCACGCACGCUCUAUGCUCGACCAAGCGCAACGCAUCGGUUGGCUUGAAUUCGACAUGAAAACUGUUGCAUUUUCACACUUCAAAUUCAAGGUGCUGUCAUCAGCAAAUGGCUAUGUUGAUUUUUCUAUGUUGAUGUUCCUGUUGGAGAAUGCAGUUUUUGUUUUUAUUUUACAUGAUAACAAUCAAGUCACAUGCCCACUCGGGUUGUAAAAUCGGUAGUGACCUUUAAGGAUACCUGAUGCUUGAUUCAUGUUUGGAUAUGCAUAAUAGCAUCUAAAACUGAAAAGCAAUAUCAUAGAACGCGAUGCACCACAGGCAUAGCUAUAUCAUGCGGCGCCAAACCAAAUAGCCUCUUUCCAGGAAGGCGUGCUCUGACAGACGAAAUAUCAAGCCGAUAGUGCUUCUUCGCAUCUAGAAUAUUAAACUGGCGUGAAUGGAAGAGAUGCUUGAAGCAAUUUUUGUUGCCUUUGCAGCAUUAUGUGAUCCUCCCACAAAUACAGCGCCUCUCUCUGUUACUUGUAGCACAUUGGAUAACCCCUGGGGAUUCUCGAGCUUUAGCUUAUACACGUGUAUUCAGCCCCCAUCAUAGACCUUAAGGUGCACUCUUGGUUGUGACUUUUUCAUGGCGUGUACCGAAACAGCCAAGGAAAUCAUUCACUUAGGUGCGUUUAUUCAUUUUUCUGAAUAUGUCUACUGGCCUAUAAUAUUUCCCACGCUCUUCAACACGGACUGGUCGCAUAAAAUUCUGGACAGCGCUAUAAGUCUGCAGUGGAGGAACUUAAAGAUUUUCGUUAGGUAGGAUAAUAUACACUCACACUAUCUUCUCGUAAAUUAUACAUUUCUUUUCUUGUUCAGCCGUUAUACUGGUCUGCGAAACUGGAUAUACGUUUCCAUACAGCAGAGCUGUAUCGCAGAUAAGGAAUAAUAAUACAGACGCGAACUCUAAGUAAACCGAUGAUCUCUUGCUUUAGCAUUUAUUGAUGCAUGCAGCUUCUAUAUGCUUACAUCUGAAUCACAUAAACGACGAUAGAAACCUAUACGUGUCUAAGAACGCUACCUAUGAGGUUAAGGCGGAGCGAGAGGACAACACGACAGGCAUAGCGAACACCAAAAGGGAAACUAGAGUGGGCAGGUUGACAGAAACGUUGAGCCAGGAUGGCAGAGUCACCACAGCGCUCUCUCUCUCUCUCUGCUGUCACGCCAUGACGGUGGAGUUGAAUAGCUCGCAGACACGAGUGAAUGGCGCCUGCACUCCGAAAACAAGUUGUACAGCACACUACGGCCUGCAAAUAAACGACCAGGAAACGCGAUUUUCUUGCCUUGCCAUUGUCAGUCGGCUUGAAAUCGCCUCGUUGCUGUCUGAUCUCGAGGUCUUUCCUGCGCCAGUAGCGCUUCUAAGCAGCACGAGUCGACGCUGUGUAUCUAUCUCUCUCUCGCUAAGUGAACUCUUUAGAUGCGCUUAGCGCCAUCUAAACUCACGCCGCUAUAGCUACCUUACUCAAAGCUUAUAAAUACACUCGUGUGUCGAGCUGUCGAGUAAAUACAACGCUGCUGCACUCUUUCCUAAGCUGCGUGUCUUAACUAUACCUCCUACAUUCCGUGAUUUAAAAAAAAUGUAUAAGCACCGCGAGCGAGAGAGUCUGCGCGUCUUCCCAAGUACCGCACACGUACCCGCGAGCGCGCACACAACCAGCAUUUUCGCGUCACGCCUUCCUCUCGCUACGCUUCCACACUGCACUGGAGAGGAGGUGGCUCACGCUCACCGCUCGCCUGUCGCUCAACUGUUUGACGGUAUGUGAAUGUCCCCCAUCUUUACUGCCCCUACUGCGAACGCGUGCCUCAGCCCUGCAGAAGCUGCGCUUUCGAUGUUCGAGUCGUGUCCGUGUCUAUAGAUAGGGUUCGGGUGGUAAAACACGCGCUGGCUAAAGAGACGGUAGAACAUGCGCGCUGUGCGCGCGUUUUUUACCCUCUCUCUUCUUGGAGUAAACAUUGGAAUCAGAAGUGGUCGAAACGCAAACCCUGUGACGCUCCACAGAGCGACGUGUGCCGUAAAUAAAUGGACUGCCGUAGUUGCGCGCAGCCCAAGCACGAACACACUGUAGCGCUGGGCACAGCGCGCCGCUCUCAUUGCGCACUGCAGCGUACUGACGCAUGUGGUUCUCAGCACAGUGUUUCAGUUUCUUGUGGUACCUCUUCUGACUAGAACGCAUGUUGUCGUUCUUAGCUGGAAUGUAAACCGAACGACUGCCAGGUCAACCUAAACCAUCUUACCUUACGAGCAACGUAUUGCCUGUAUUUCUCUGUGGUGUUUGAGGAAAGGGUAUGUUUAUUUUCUGACAGUCUAAAUAUAAACUGCAAUACUUGCCGAAGUACAGCUUCAGUGGAUGGCAUGCUUAUUUACUGCGCCAACUGAAGGUCUUGAAGCGUUCGUGUUAUUUGAAUACUAAUAACCUUUCUGAAAUGCGAACGGCUAAUUUACGGUGAACCGCAAUUUCGCGCAUUCUGUCUGAACUUGCAGUGCUUUCAGUUUACACUAUUGAUAUCUCUACGUAGCUGUUGAAUCAACUAUUGUAAUAGCUUUUGCAAAAUGCAUGUAAAAGGAAACAGAGCGAUCAUCCCGCUUUGUUUUCAUGUCCCCUCGGAAUGUGUACAUUUGCAGGAAUAUGAGAAAGUUACAAAGUAAUGAGUUAGAUAUUGAUUUAGAAGUUGUCAUAAAACAAAUGUUAACGCCAAAUGAAAAUAGUGAAAUAUAGCGUUGGAUAUCAAAUCACACGCACAUAAAAAAAAGCGGCGAGCUCAUUACUGUAACAACUUCUGUAACUAUACAAACACGCCGGUAAAUUAGGACGGCAUAGCUACUGUGGUGAGCAGGAACUACGACCAUCUGGGCCAUGUAUAUGUCGCAAUUAAUGUCACUAGCUUAUUAUGAAAGCGUGAGAUAUUACAAGACUUGGGGAAGUCUUUCAUGUAUAAGUGAAGAUUACAUGCCACAUUAGUAAUAUCUUCUCGUUUCCUCUAUACCUGCUUGACUUCUGCAUGAUAACAAUAUACCAGGGCCUUGACGUCCACAGAAUGAGAUAAUACCAACGUUAAAUUAACAUCGUGCAUCCUCGCUGACUUGAUAUUGUUGUGUUGAGUGCCCCUUAAACAUCCUCGAAGGUGCUUUAAGCAGUUACGUGUGCCUGACGUCACGCAAUUGAACAGUACGUUCGAAGGACAAAUCACGAAUGUUUCAGGAGAGCUAUCACAAAGUAGAGGUAGAAAAGCUUCCCCUUGUCCUGGCGUCAAUCCAUGUGGCAGGCCGGCAAGGUGCAGGGCAUCAUUUCGUCUCGAUUACAGCUACGUUCUCAGACAGCACUGGUGAGCACACUCAGGAGUUGCAAUUUUGCGUUUGAGGCACCUUCCUAGGGAAGAUGGCAACGACUUGAACUCAAUAUGGCUCUCUUGCACGUCUCUUCAAUAACAAAUAUUCAACCUUUCAAGAACUAGCAAUAUCAACUGAACGAAAUGCUAUAAUAUUUCUUUAGGUGAAACAAAGCAGCUUAUCUAAAGGCAACAUUGCCAUCAAGUUUCACACUAACUUACAUCAAGUUUAUUUUAUCUUUGGUAGAUGCUACUGCUGAGGUUCAGAACAAUUUUAGCACAUUUAAGGCUAUCAUUAUCACAUGAAUCACGCAAAGAUCAGGGCACUUUAUUCAUUCAGAAUACGCGCAAUGAACGAUUUAGAUGCAUUUGCAUAAAUGCUGCAGUUUAUGACUCCUUCAGCUUUCACGUGCAUUCUCCCAGCUAUUCUACGAACGUGCAGGUUUGGUAGGCAUGUGGAAGCAAUAGAGCAUCAUCUAUAAAAGAAGCGCAGUUCUUGCUCAAUUUCAUGUCACGUGACGCUCACAUGAUGCGCGUGACCGUUGUACCAAUCAACGAUGCGCUGUGAGGCAUCGCACAAACACCACUUAUCAUGUGGCGGAGUUCGGAACGUGAAAUAUCUCCGGUAAUUUGUAGUAUUUGACGCGCUGUAAAUACGGCUUUUUUUCGUGUUCUGAAAUGACAACUAUCUAAUGUGAAAGCGAGUAAUGUACAAGAAAGAAACGUUGCUAGCGCUUUUGACCCAAUUCUAGCUGCUCGAAGGUUAAGGUAGUGAAGAGAUGCUUUCAAUUACGCAACGGCGAAAUGAACAAACUCAAAAGAGGUACAAGAAAGAAACCUUGCUAGCGCUUUUAACACGAUUAUAGAUGCUCGAAGGUUAAUGUAGUGAAGGGGCGCUUUCAAAGGCGCAACGGCGAAAUAAGCACAAUGACUCAAAAGAAGUGUAUCGUGAUAGAACCAUGGAGCAAUACAUAGCGAGGCCUCUGUGUAGACAGCCGUAUCGUGUAAAGAGCUGCUGCGCUUGGUGUGUACAAUGACAUUGGCAGGUGAUACACAUUUUGUUGCCUAUAGUCACAAAUAAUACAGCAAGAUCCUACUUCUGGCAAAAAUACUAGCUAGAAAAAUAUUUGACCCGUUCUGCGUGUUUUACCGCAUUAUUUGGCUGCUGCCCUUUCGCUGAGAUAUUUAACGCUUUCAUAAGAGAUACCGUCACAAUACUUUGCUACCUCAAAACAAAUGAACACGCGAAGAGAUAAUCCAACAGAAAAUGACUGCAUGGCGCCCAAAUUGCACUCAAAAGAAGCACAAAACAUUUGAAAAAUAUUUAUCAUUUAUCUUUUUCAAGAGAAAAGAUAAGGUUACAGCCCUCAUUCCGCGACAGCAUUACGAUGAGCGCAAAAUAAACAGAAAAUUCGAUGUGCAUAUUUUAUACCAGAAUAUUCCGGUUGCGGUGCAUUCAAUGAAGCUGAUCGCAUGCGAUAAGCUGCUGUGCCUCGUACACUUGCGGGCCAUCCAAUGUUCUCGUUCAUGGAGGUUCUUUUUUCACCUUUGCUGCGUGCGCGUAAGAACGCCAUCGCUAAGCUUCCAUGCCGAAAGCAGCUGGCCGUGAAUGAUCACCCACAACGAAAGGAUGACAGCGGAGUGAAUAUCUUUGCUGACACAGGUGCCUACUGUAAGGUACUCGUACACGAAACUUGCUGCUUACGCCACUGCGGUAUGCGCCAGCGGCAAUGAGUGGGUAAUUGUGAACGAACAAGAGAAGGCGUCCGCCUGGACCAACAGUUGCGACAAGGAGACGAAGUCCUUAUGUCGUAACAUUGGCUUCGGUCCGAUACUUUCCUGCCUCGCCCACGAGUGAUUAUUUCAAGUUUACAUCUUGCUGUCAACGGUUCGUGUUGUUUAGCGGUGAAUGGGAAGUUUCAGAACGAAACGUUAUAUAAGGGACAUUCAGGCUCCUAAGCGUAAUCAGUCCGUCGAUACAGUGUUGCGAUGGGAAAGUCCCCACACGAAUACCCAGCAUCUGUCGCGAUGGUCACUACACCACCAUGCAAAUGAGGACGAUAGGCUUUUGCGAAAAUUUCAUUGGGUCGCUGUUCACUCACCUAGUUUACGGCAACGCCUGCCUAAAGUUAUUAAAGCAUACGGAAAAUAGCUAUUACAAAAUAACGUUAAUUUGCGAUGUAUUAGUGGUGCAACCUCAAGCGUCUACUAUUUUUUGAGACGACGAAAAAGAAAUAGCAUUGUAAUAUAUUUCCUGAUAAGGAGGAAUAAAGCAGCGAUGCAGCCAGCGCGUCUUCUUUUUUUCUUUCAUCUGCAUUCCGUUAGGGCCCACUGCUGUGCUUGUUGCUGUUGGCACUCACUUCACUCCUUGAAUGAAUCAAUCAGUCAACAAAAUCAACCGAAAAUGAGCUUUAUUUAAACAAUUAAAGGAUUGCAUACAAAAAUUGUUGGCCUAUGUGGCUAGUACCUGGUCCAAUACAGAAAUAACACAUAUAGGUCAACCACGUACAUAUUUGCUUAGUGAGUAAGAGCAUUGCUUACAUGCACAAGUAUUUUUUCUAAAGGAGGAGUUAUAACGUUUGACUAGAGAAGAAGAAGCGUUUACAUGCAAGGUCAAAGUUUCUGGUUACAUUUAUUUCCGCAGGCACAGUGUUAAAUUUAUCGCGCCAAAACACUCCAAUAAUCAAUCACCGUAGACAUUGCUGGAAUAAGGUUUAAGUUAAACUUAAUUACUUGUUAAAGUUAUAUGCGCCUUGUAUGUGCCGAAUUCAUUCCCUCUGAAUAGUGCACGGGUAAUAUAACUACCGCAGUAAAUUCACCAUGUUAGCACCAUAUCACUGGAGCUGCAAUUAAUUCAUUCAAAUGCUUUUAUCCGAACGUCGGGAAUGACACUUAAGGGGCCCGAACCACGCUCUCUCUACAAAACUUUACUGCGAAAUGUGCUUCUUUCGAUUCAACAUCAGACAUUGUCUUCUUUAAAUUUAUAGCCACCGAGGUGAAGUUUAAGGGCAGAGUGAUAUUUGCGAGGCCACUAGUGAAACUCAUGCGGCGUAUGAACUAUUUGUGCUCGCAAAAUAAAAGCGGCCUUUUAAGUGCUGCCUGGCCUGGUGUCAAAAUGAAACAAAUAAAAACAAAAAACGAGAAAAAACAAACAUUGUCGGUGUUGACACGCAACUUUCUAGCGCACUUUCUGUGCUUUUAGGGAGGAAACCUACUUGAAACGGCGCAAAACUUGCCUAGUUGGUGCCUGCCAUAGUAUGCACUUCCUCUUGCUCGAAAACACAAUCACGAAGAAAAAUAACACAAGCGUAGACACCAAUAGACCAGAGAUGUAUAGCGUUGAGUUUGUGUGUGUGUAUCAUUGUGGAAGGCAAAACACCACACACACAAAAACAAGGACAGAAGCAGAGACCACUCCAGAACCCCGACAUAAAUUCAUGUCAGCGCAGCCUUUGACCGGUGUUUAUAUGUUUUUCUCGUCGUGGUUGGGUCAUCACCCUGCGUUAAUUACGUCAUUUUUCGGAAAAUCCUUGUUUUUAGGAAAGGUAGAGUCAGUGUAUGCUGAAAAAAUUUUAAAUUCUACUACAAGAUACAAAUAGUAAACGGCGCUGCUCGGAUUGGUAUAAGAUAUUCUGAUGCACCGCUGUAUGAUAUCUGUGUGUAAAAGUAAAGUUCAAAGUUUAUGUCAGUUAAUAUGCACAUCAUAUGCUCGUGGCAAUAUGCACAUCAAAAAUACAUCCGUUGGACAGUGAUAACAGAUUAGCGUUAACUUGAGACUUCAGAUACAAGUUAUCAGUUGUCGCUAAGUGCUGUGUCGGAAUAACACACUUCGAAUGUGAACAACAAAGAAACAUGCACAAACACACGCACGCCUACAUUAGAUAAGUGCAUACAUGCCUACAUACAUACAUACAUACAUACAUACAUACAUACAUACAUACAUACAUACAUACAUACAUACAUACAUACAUACAUACAUACAUACAUACAUACAUACAUACAUACAUACAUACAUACAUACAUACAUACAACCAGCAUAUACAACAAUGAUAUUCUCCCCCAGCGUAAGCCGUGAACUAAAGACAGGAAAAACGAGAAGUCAUUCAUCGUUGCAGCGACUCCAAUGAACAUUGCCUGGACGACGCAUAAUGUUUUUAAUCGCCUUUCUCUCUUAUUAGACAUGACUGUACGUUACACAGCAUAGUACAGUAUUGUGCUCUUUGUGAAAUUUGAGAAAAGGAGAAAACAACAACCUGAAUUGAAAAUGUUAUUGCACUUGCAUGCACUGUAUAUAUGCAUGUAAUACAUAUACACAGAGUCGCACACGGAGACAACGUUUCGGUACGGGAUCUGCCAGUUGGCUUGAACACAGGGUUUUGCUUUUUCGUUGACAGCACACAGAGCAAAGAAGGCAAGGAUCCUUGCACAAUGGGUUAUCAAUGAAAAGACUUGCGACACUAUACGUAGUAAAGUAACGCGAUAAAUGUAGGUGCGUGUAAAGCAAAUAUAUCUUCUGAUGCUCCUUAUUACCCACAUCUGUAUCUCACAAAGUGCUAAGAACCCUCUAAAAAACUCUUUGAAUAACUACACCUCUGAAAUCUUUGUCGUCCAAGUCCCAAGUGUGCAUGCGCCGCAUGGCACGUGGUGGAUAGCAGCAAAAUAAGCUCACCUUUACCAAAUUCGUUUUCUAAUUGCAACCUCGCGUAAAGUAAUAACUGAUAAUCGCCACGAUAAAACUUACGCACCAGCAAAAAUAUAUUCCAGUUGGCAGCCCUCCCCCAUGAGGGGGUCUCGGAGUCACUCCUCAGGACCUAAAAUAAGGUACAUUGUCUGUCUGUCUGGCAGCUCUCGAGAUCUUCUAUGAGGUACGUUACGUGGCAUUUAAAUCAGACGACAUCAUUCACUACCAAGCGAAAACUUGUUCAUUAUUUGUAAUCCACAUCAAGUGCUGCCGAGUCAUCGCAUGUCAACUGAGCAGGAAAGGAAACAAGACAUUUAUUUGCCUAAACACCAACAAAAUUAUAUGCGCUGCUACAUAUAAACAUGCCAGCAUGAUUUUCCAGUGACAACGUGAGCAAACUACUCUUUAGAAAAAGAUCCACUGCGAAACAUGUCUGUACCAACUCGAUUACCAUUAAAGAUCGCAAAAGAUCGCGGGGACUUUAGCCGUUCGCACAGGGUGUUAGUUUUCGUGUGCACUUGAAAAGCCGGAUGGACGCAAGAUACUUUCCUGCCAUCCAGCCGUGAUCAUUUCAGCCUUCUAUUUCCUCUUCGUCGCCUGAACUACCGGAUGCCUUCUCUUAGAUCUGUGCGCGCAACUGUCUCUUAUCUCUUGAUCGCCGCAACCGACAGGCUUGUAAUCUGUCACGCGUACGGUGUAUUCAAUACGUGUCGCAACUGCUGCACCUAGAAUCACUGCUGCAUGUGCUAUUGUACUACGUAGGCUGCACGAUAGGCACCAGAAGCAGAAAUCACGGGCGUGUAGAUGUGGUAGAGGCUGGUUACGGCACUCACUGUGCCGCUGGGUUAUAGUUUUGGUUGUUAAUUGCCGUUGGCUGCGUGGUGUGUGCGUUGCCGUUGCUGCUCCUACCGCUGCUACUGCGGCUGCUUGUACCUUUUACCUCUCUAUCUCUAUUCAUGCAUAUUCUUUUGUAACCACGUUGCAGGAAUUGGCGCAAGCUCUCUCAUGUUACAUGAUCAUAUGUUGGUGCUUCUCCGUGAACUGUUCCGCAAUAAAUGCAUACAAGCAAUUAU
This is a messenger RNA of Dermacentor silvarum, 12870 nucleotides long. RefSeq names its product frequenin-1-like. The transcript has 8 exons. The record is from RefSeq and is a predicted model, not a curated record. Gene Ontology annotation, molecular function: calcium ion binding. Lineage: Eukaryota; Metazoa; Arthropoda; Arachnida; Ixodida; Ixodidae. Bases 1005 to 1661 code for a protein of 218 amino acids.